CUAGCCGUCAGCUUUCUUUCCCCCUCUUUUCUUCACGCUACUUCGUCGCCGCUUAUUUAUAUUUGAUCCCUCCUCGGACUCUGCCUUUCACCACGUUCGCGGAAAAUGGCACCAAAGAAGGCUGUUGGAAAAGCCUUGGCAAAAAAGAAGCCGGAGAAGGUGGUGAAUCCACUAUUUGAGAAGCGUCCGAAGCAAUUUGGAAUUGGUGGGGCAUUGCCGCCAAAGAGGGAUUUGACACGGUUUGUUAAAUGGCCUAAAGCUGUUCAAAUUCAGAGGAAAAAGAGGAUUCUUAAACAGAGGUUGAAGGUUCCACCAGCUUUGAACCAGUUCACUAAGACCCUUGACAAAAAUCUUGCAACAAACCUGUUCAAGAUGCUUUUGAAGUAUAGGCCGGAGGACAAAGCACAGAAAAGGGAGCGUCUUCUGAAGAGAGCUCAGGAAGAGGCUGAAGGCAAGGCACAUGAUGCUAAAAAACCUAUUGUUGUGAAAUAUGGUCUCAACCAUGUUACCUACCUCAUUGAGCAGAACAAAGCACAGCUGGUUGUGAUUGCCCAUGAUGUGGAUCCAAUUGAGUUGGUUGUUUGGCUCCCAGCCCUUUGCAGGAAGAUGGAAAUCCCAUAUUGCAUUGUGAAGGGAAAAGCACGAUUGGGAGCGAUCGUCCACCAAAAGACUGCAUCAGUUCUGUGCUUGACGACCGUAAAGAACGAAGAUAAGUUGGAGUUCAGCAGGAUCCUUGAGGCUAUUAAGGCGAAUUUCAACGACAAAUACGACGAGUACAGGAAGAAAUGGGGAGGAGGAAUCAUGGGCUCUAAGUCACAGGCUAAAACUAAAGCCAAGGAGAGGCUGCUCGCCAAAGAAGCUGCUCAAAGAAUGUCUUAGGGAUCAUUUUUAUAGCUUGAAAAAAACCAUGGAGACUUGGUGUUAUUAUUUUUGGGUCGUUAGUUUCUUGAGCAUCAGAAUUUUGAAGUGUUUUUGUUUACUUAUAAUUUGCUGAUUUCGGAUAUAGUUUUGAUGUAGCGCAGACCCUUCCCCCUUUGUUAUUCAUAUUAUAAUGUAAUUUCAAGGGAGUUUUUCUUUA
Molecule: messenger RNA, 1078 nt
Organism: Cucurbita pepo subsp. pepo (vegetable marrow)
Lineage: Eukaryota; Viridiplantae; Streptophyta; Magnoliopsida; Cucurbitales; Cucurbitaceae
Product: large ribosomal subunit protein eL8y
Biological process (GO): ribosome biogenesis
Cellular component (GO): ribonucleoprotein complex
Molecular function (GO): RNA binding
Source: RefSeq, a predicted model, not a curated record